Molecule: messenger RNA, 2302 nt
Organism: Carica papaya (papaya)
Lineage: Eukaryota; Viridiplantae; Streptophyta; Magnoliopsida; Brassicales; Caricaceae
Product: transcription factor MYBC1-like
Biological process (GO): regulation of DNA-templated transcription
Cellular component (GO): nucleus
Molecular function (GO): DNA-binding transcription factor activity; DNA binding
Source: RefSeq, a predicted model, not a curated record
AAAUCAUAAGAAAAGCAUCAGCAACAGUUCCCAUAAUAAAAGCUGAAAAGAAGAAAACAAGAUCCACCUCGAACCUCUCUCCACCCUCCUCCUCCUCCUCUCACCGAUUUUCCACCAUAACCACCACCACCACCAUCUUCAGCCUCCCUCCCUCUCUCUUUAUCGUUCUCUCUCUCCUUCUCUGUCAACGAUCAGUUGUAGAGAGUGUCUUCGAGAGUGGUGCGGGUAUACCCUUUUUAUCUUUCUGUAUGUUCGAGAAUCAAGGUUGUUUUUCUAUAAUCUAAUACAUACUUACUCGCUUUCCCUUCCUUCUUUUGUCUUCUCCCUCUUCUUUAAGCUCCUCAGUGCGAUACCCAUAUCAAUAAAUCCACUGCUCUCCACAAAUCGGUAGUUAAUUGGGUUAACUGUGAAUUGGGUUUGGUCUAAUUUUCCAACAAUAAUGAGGGAAGAGGACUCAAAUUGGUUCUCAAGAUGGGAGGAAGAGCUCCCGUCACCUGAAGAGCUCAUGCCUCUCUCUCAAACCCUAAUCACUCCUGAUCUUGCUAUAGCUUUUGACAUCCGAAACCACAACAGCAGUUCUGGCCAGCAGCAACAACCCAAUCCGCCGCCUCCGCCUCCUCCAUCGGCAACUCCUCCGCCUUCCAAUCCCUUGGCCGCUUCCCAGCCUAACUCGGCGGAAUUUGGAGCCGAUUCCGCCGAGUUGGGCUCUGGUGCUGCCGGCGACGAGCCGGCUCGGACCCUCAAGCGGCCCCGCCUUGUGUGGACCCCGCAGCUCCAUAAGCGCUUUGUCGAUGCUGUUGCACACCUUGGGAUCAAGAAUGCGGUCCCUAAGACAAUAAUGCAGUUGAUGAGUGUGGAUGGGUUGACCAGAGAGAACGUGGCGAGUCAUCUUCAGAAAUACCGUCUUUAUCUCAAGAGAAUGCAGGGAUUGUCGGGUGGUGGUGGCGGAGCAGGCGGUAAUGGUGGUGGCGGCGGUGGAGCCGGGUUAGCUGCCUCGUCGGAUCCGGCAACGGACCAUUUGUUCGCUAGCUCCCCGGUGCCACCGCAUUUCUUGCAUCCCGGUCGGCCCAAUUCGGAUCAUUUCUUGCCAUCGUUUGUGCCUGUGGCCGCACUGCAACACCACCACCACCACCAGCAGAUGGCAGCAGCGGCGGCAGCUGCGGUGGCACAUCCUCAUUUGCAGCCCCAAUACCACAGGCAAAUGGGGCAUUUUGGGUCACCACCAAAUGGGCAAUUUGAACAUUCGUUUCUGGCUAGACAGACACAGCAACCGAUUCAUAGGAUGGGAGCACCAGUUCACAAUCCAGUGCCGGGAUAUGUGGAGGAUUUGGAGUCGGCUAAUGCAAAUGGAGGGAGGAAAGUCCUUACACUCUUUCCAACUGGGGAUGAUUGAAGUUGGGUAAUUGUUGACUGCCAUUUAUCGUUUCAAUUUUCUUUUUAUGAUUCAGCUUCUGGGUCUUGUCAAAUCAGUUCUUGGUGGCACUUUUGUAGUAUUUUUAGAGUUCAGUUUAGGGUCUUGGCUGUUCUUGUUGUGUUAGUCAUUGUUGGUAGCCUCUGAUGGUAACAAUUGGGAUUGGGCUUCAGCUGAAAUCUAGUUUCAUCUACAGAUCAAGAAUUUCUGUUAUCUGAGUUGUGUUGUCUGUCCGGUCUCUUUCACCAUCUUUUUGCGAGUGACUAGGAUUGGUGGGUGGUAUGAGGUAUCUGUUAUGGUGUCCAAUUCCGCAGACUUCUACAUGGGUAAUUAAAUUGUUGGUAGCAGUCUGUCUCCUUACUGUCUGCUUCUGGUGACGGAAAUUUGAACGACAAUCAAAUUCCUAAGCUUCUUAAUGGAAGCAUUAUUGAAGCUUCAUGAUAUUGGUCAUUCUUGAUUUCCAGAAGAGUUGUUCUCCUCAUGAUAUCUCAGGAUUUGCUUGGUUAUCCUGCAAUUCAGAGUCUUCUUAGUAGUCAUCGACUCCUCACAGGAUGGCCAGAGGAAGAAACUGACUGAAGUUUGCACUUGCAGGUAAGGAUAAAUAAUAACAUUGCAAGUGCUAGAUAAGUUCAUUACAUAUCUAAAUAUGGGGUCGGAAUCCUUUGUCAGCAAAUAUAUUGAGAGUCUCAGCAAUAUCCAAUAUCUUUUCUCUGUUAGGUCUAUCUCUUCUGUUUCUUAGUUCAGUUUUAUGUAGAGUUGAGCUGUACUUUUUGUACAUUGUGUGACUCCAUAGAAGACAUUGAUCCCUCGUAUAAGGGAAACUAUUAAAGAAACCCUAAUGUUAUUAGAAUCUUAAAUCAUUUCAAUGUCCCCGAACAUUGGAGUAUCGAA